UGGAGGAAGAGGAGGGUUAACCUCCUCUCCCUCCCUCCUCCCCAUGCCUCCUAGGGGCCCUACAGGCCAGAGCAGAGGCACUCUGGGCAGCUAGCUGAUUGAAGCCCAUCUGGCCGAGCCUCCCCUGGGGACUGCCUUCUCAGAGAGUCCAGCAGCAGGGCCCAGCGUCACUUUCAGGCUCUUGAAGCACCAUCUUCCUCCUGUCUGCUCUCCUAAUCAGAUUUCUGUUCCUUUUCCGGGCUGUUGGGAGUCUGGUGAGGGGGAGUCUGUGCCCUGUGAGCCAUGUUCAAUGCUUGGGAUUGCCGGGAGCGGCCCCCAGAGGAAGGAGCAGCUACAGGGCUCCAGGGCUUCGGUGUGGACAAGAACUUCCUGUCUUCCCUCAAAGGCAUCCUGCUGGAAACUGAGCUGGCCCUGACCUUUGUCAUCUUCGUUUGCUUCACGGCCUCCAUCUCUGCCUACAUGGCGGCAGCACUGCUAGAGUUCUUCAUCACGCUCGCCUUCCUCUUCCUCUACGCCACCCAGUACUACCAGCGCUUCGAUAGACUUAACUGGCCUUGUCUGGACUUCCUCCGCUGCGUCAGCGCCAUCAUCAUCUUCCUGGUGGUCUCCUUUGCUGCUGUGACCUCGAGGGAGGGGGCUGCCAUUGCUGCUUUUGUUUUUGGCAUAAUCUUGGUUUCUGUCUUUGCCUAUGAUGCAUUCAAGAUCUACCGAACUGAGCUGAUGCCUAGGACAACCGAGGGGGACCAGCAGUGAUUCCAGGGUCACCUGGCUCGCACGACCAGACACAGGAACCACGGAGCCCAGAUUUGUCAUCUUUGGAUUCACUGAACCUCCCAAGUGCCCAUCAUCUACUCUAUGUCUAUAGAGACGUGUGCCUGAGAAGUCCCAGGGGAUCUGUGAAAAGUGGCAGAGUUGUGGGGGGCUGGGCAGGCUGCUGCGCCUCCAAGUCAUUCCCAAAUUAAAAUAUU
This is a messenger RNA of Microtus oregoni (creeping vole), 968 nucleotides long. RefSeq names its product CKLF like MARVEL transmembrane domain containing 5 (gene Cmtm5). The record is from RefSeq and is a predicted model, not a curated record. NCBI's taxonomy places the organism in Eukaryota, Metazoa, Chordata, Mammalia, Rodentia, Cricetidae. The coding region runs from base 283 to 753 and encodes 156 amino acids. Gene Ontology annotation, cellular component: membrane. The transcript is spliced from 5 exons.